GCGGAGUUAACAGUCCGUGCUUCAGACUGACCAGAGACCGACGGACGGGUUCGUCUGUAGUACAUUUUGCAGGUUACAAUGCGAGACACUGCUCUUUCCCCACUCAGCUGACAAUAUGGAUAACACACGGAGAGUUUGACCGCUUCAGUGACUCAUCAUUUUAUAGAAAUAUACUGUCAGUGCUGCUCAUACACUGACCGGCCGGCUGUACGUCAAGUUCCUCUGGGUUGUUUUUCGCUGUUCAGGCCGUUUCUAACACGAGGGGGCCGCCUGUGAACGAGCGUCCACCAUGGUGCAGGAAUACCAGUCCCCCGUUCGGGUCUACAAGCAUCCAUUUGAGUUAAUAAUGGCGGCCUAUCACAGGAGGUUCCCGAAGUGCCCCCUGAUCCCAGUGUUUGUGGACAGCGAGAUCUUUAGCGAGAGCCAAAGCAAGGAUGGAUCCACGCUGGUAACUGAGAGGCGCUGCGUGAUCGACAUUGAUGCCCCGCGGCUUCUUAAACGGAUUGCCGGUGUAGAUUACUUGUACUUUAUCCAAAAGAACACUCUGAAUCGCAGAGACAGGACACUCCGCAUUGAGGUCCACAACGAGACCUUUUCCAGCAGAGUCAUUGUCCGCGAGUGCUGCAAGUACACGGUUCAUCCAGAGAAUGAGGACUGGACGUGCUUCGAACAGACGGCCAGUCUGGAUAUGAAGUCCUUUUUUGGCUUUGAGAGCACCGCAGAGAAGAUAGCUAUGAAACAGUAUGCUAGCAGCAUUAAGAAGGGUAAAGAAAUUAUUGAGUACUACCUCAGAGAGCUGGAGGAAGAAGGGGUAACUUACAUACCUCGCUGGACCCCCCCUGUUGUCUCUGGCACUGCCAGGCUCCAGCUGCUGCCCCCCUCUACUGCCAAAACCGUCCCAGUGAAUGGUGCUAAAGGUGGGCUGGACAGUAGAGACCCGGCCUGUCCCGCAGAGCUGGUGGUAGGCUCUCCAGACGACAAGCUGGAUGCUGACUACAUCAGGCGUUACCUAGGUGAUUUAACGCCUCUGCAGGAGAGCUGUCUCAUUCGACUGCGCCAGUGGCUCCAAGAAAACCACAAGGGCAAGAUUCCAAAGGAUCAGCAUGUGCUUCGCUUUCUGAGGGCCAGAGAUUUCAACCUCGACAAGGCCAGGGAGUUCUUGUGCCAGUCGCUGACCUGGAGGAAGCAACACCAGGUAGACUUCCUGUUAGACACCUGGGAGCGCCCGCAACUGCUUCAGGACUAUUACACCGGAGGCUGGCACCACCACGACAGAGAUGGCCGCCCCCUGUAUAUCUUGCGUCUGGGGCAAAUGGACACUAAGGGCUUGGUACGAGCCUUGGGAGAGGAGGUGCUGCUGAGACAGGUCCUGUCCAUCAAUGAGGAGGGACUGAGGCGUUGUGAAGAAAACACCAGAGUCUUUGGUCGGCCCAUAAGCUGCUGGACUUGCCUGGUGGAUCUGGAGGGUCUUAACAUGCGUCACCUGUGGAGACCAGGUGUUAAGGCUUUGCUGAGAAUCAUCGAGAUGGUGGAGGCCAACUACCCUGAGACUCUGGGUCGCCUGCUUAUACUGAGGGCGCCUAGAGUUUUUCCAGUCCUCUGGACCCUGAUCAGCCCCCUGAUUGAUGAGAACACUCGUAAGAAGUUCCUUGUUUAUGCUGGGAACGACUACCAGGGUCCAGGUGGAUUGGUUGACUACAUUGACAAACAAAUCCUCCCAGACUUCUUGGGUGGGGACUGCAUGUGUGACAUCCCUGAGGGAGGUAUGGUCCCCAAAUCUCUGUACAGGACAGCAGAAGAGCUGGAGAGUGAGGAAAACCGCCUGUUGACCGACUCCAUCUAUAAGAGUGCCAGUAUCUUUAAAGGAGCCCCAUAUGAGUUGCUGAUCGAGAUCACAGAGGCCUCCUCUGUCAUCACCUGGGACUUUGACGUGUCCAAAGGAGAUGUAAUCUUCAACAUCUACCAUUCCAAGAGGGCCCCACAGCCUCCAAAGAAAGACACUCUCGGAGCCCACGGCAUCACGUCCCUAGGGGUAGUUAAUGCCCAGGUGAUAGACAGGAGCUGGCUGCUGGGAAAGGACUACAGCAUGGUGGAGAAAGCCCUCACCUGCAGGGAGGGAGAGAGCGUACAGGGCUCCCAUGUAACACGCUGGCCCGGCUUCUACAUCCUCCAGUGGCGCUUCCACAGCUCCCCAGCUUGUUCUGCCACCAGCCUGCCUCGUGUGGAUGAUGUGCUGGCCUCGCUGCAGGUGUCCUCCCACAAGUGUAAGAUCAUGUACUACACCGAGGUGCUGGCCUCCCACGACUUCAGGGGAUCCAUGACCAGUCUGGAGUCUAGUCAUAGUGGUUUCUCUCAGCUCAGUGCUGCCACUACUUCAUCUAGCCAAUCGCACGCCAGCUCCACCAUCUCAAGGUAGCAUCGGCCCAGCAGGUGUGAAAGGCAGCAGUGACCUAAAACCUAACGACAUCUUAAUCCAACUGUGCCUUAUGCCUUUGAAAAGAGGGUGUUUUUACUCAUACACUUAAAUUAGAAUUUGAUCUUACAUUUAAAGGUGAGGAGUGUAAUGUAAAUGUUUUAUUAUAUUAUUAUUAUUAUCAUAUUAUUAUUAUUAUUGUUGUUGUUGAAUAUCUGAUUUGUAGCUACCCUAUUUGUAACCCCAUAAGUGCCAUUACAGAGGAGCAUCUGCUGGAUCAAUAAAUGCAAAAGGAGAUGCCACACAAACGAUGCGAUCUUUACACAAGAUUAAAUGAGACAGAGAUGUUGGAGUAGUAAAUGUAUCUGGCACAUAGUCUGUCCCUGAAGUUGCAUUCUUUGUCCACAAGAUGUCAGUGUAAUCUGUGACUGGAACGUCUCUCAGAUCUGCAGUGUGCUUACGGUUUCACUCACACACUUUGCCUGGUCUUCUAAGAAAUCGAAAGGAGGGUUGUUUAAAUAAAGAAUUAUCACAAGAAUUAA
Messenger RNA from Morone saxatilis (striped sea-bass), 2955 nucleotides. RefSeq names its product SEC14-like protein 1 (gene sec14l1). The transcript has 16 exons. Lineage: Eukaryota; Metazoa; Chordata; Actinopteri; Moronidae. The coding region runs from base 290 to 2416 and encodes 708 amino acids. Gene Ontology annotation, cellular component: cytosol; cytoplasm. Gene Ontology annotation, molecular function: RIG-I binding. Gene Ontology annotation, biological process: negative regulation of RIG-I signaling pathway. The record is from RefSeq and is a predicted model, not a curated record.